CCUCAACAUCAGCCUUAUUCCAUACAUGACAAUGAGUCCGGUGUAUUAAAGGUCUCUUGUCUUUAAUAACCUUCUCUUUUUCUCUUUCUUUCCAUCUUUUCCUUCUUUUUUUUCUUUAACUCUUUUCAUUACCUUUCCUUAAUUCUGUCAUUAUAUAUAAUGAAGUUGCUUAUUUGCAUUUCUCUUUGCGCACUUGUAAUUGCUUCCCUCGCCAAUGUUGUUCAGGCUUACGAAAUUCGUGGUCGUGGUCUUGCCACCGUCAUGGACUUUAACAACGGUACAUCCCUUGAAAAGCGUGGUGGUCGUGGUACCUGGUACAGUGGUAGUGAUUUGAAGAAUGCCGCCUGUUACGAUCGUAUCGGUCUCCCCGCUUACUCUGCUACCAUUUACAGUAUGAUUGGUGCCAUGGCCAUGCACAAGUUUGAACAAUGCUACAAGUGUAUGAAGAUUACCAACAACAAGCACAAGACAAAGACUGUUGUUGUCAAGAUUGUUGACAAAUGUGCUGGUUGUAAGGUCAACAAGGCUAUUGAUUUGACUCCUGCUGCCUUCAGGAAGCUCGAUAACCUUGAUGCUGGUGUUGUUGACAUCUCUUGGAAGUCCGUCAAGUGUCCUAGCAACAUCAAGCCCAAGUACGGUCCCAAGAAGAAGUAAAUUCAAUCUACAUUUCUCAUUAUAAACCUUUCCGUUCUUUUUUUUCAUUUUGUACUUAUUCAUAUACUUUAAAACAAUGAAGUUGUAGAUGAAUUAAAAUUUCACUUUUAUUUUUUACAGCACAUAUUUAUUCAUAUAAAAAUAAUAGCAAAAAAUAGA
Molecule: messenger RNA, 813 nt
Organism: Gilbertella persicaria
Lineage: Eukaryota; Fungi; Mucoromycota; Mucoromycetes; Mucorales; Choanephoraceae
Product: RlpA-like double-psi beta-barrel-protein domain-containing protein-containing protein
Exons: 3
Coding region: 160-654 (164 amino acids)
Source: RefSeq, a predicted model, not a curated record